Molecule: messenger RNA, 1616 nt
Organism: Purpureocillium takamizusanense
Lineage: Eukaryota; Fungi; Ascomycota; Sordariomycetes; Hypocreales; Ophiocordycipitaceae
Gene: RPA49
Product: DNA-directed RNA polymerase I subunit rpa49
Exons: 3
Coding region: 109-1446 (445 amino acids)
Biological process (GO): transcription elongation by RNA polymerase I; nucleolar large rRNA transcription by RNA polymerase I; RNA polymerase I preinitiation complex assembly
Cellular component (GO): RNA polymerase I complex
Molecular function (GO): DNA binding
Source: RefSeq, a predicted model, not a curated record
CGCUGCCCGGCCAUCGCACCGCAUCGCAUCCCAGCCUGCGUCUGCGUCUCACUCCAACAAGCAUCCAUUGCGAGUCUCGCGACGCCGUUGCGGCCAGGGCGAGACAAGAUGGGCGACGGCAGCGGCAAGAAGCGCAAGCGCGAUGGCGAGUCUGCCGGCAAACCCAAGAAAAAGGUGGUCCUGGACGCGCCCGCGGCAACCGCCAAAGUCUCCUCGGUCCUCCGGCCCAAAUCCUGCCCUCCCGUGGUCGCUACCGCGCCGGGCCUGGAAAUCCCCAAGACUCUAGUAUUUCACUCCUACCAGUCCAAGGACGAGGCGCGAACAAAAACGAAGCACCCCAAGCAUGCCGUCGACAAGGAGCUCCUCCUGCACUCCACCGCGCACCGCAGCUUGGACUACACUGCUAGGGAAGAAGAACCCCGGGGCUCGAAGCCUCUCCUGAAGCACUACGUGGGCAUCUACGACCCUAAGACAGGCAAGCUCGAUGUCGUCGAGGCCAAGAAGAUGGUUGUGAGAGGCCAGGUUCGCGCGAAGCAACUGCCGACUGCUUCGGCAGAGGAUAUUAGAACUAGACAGACCAUGAUGGAGCGCAAGACAGACCUCGGACAGACGUUCGGUACCAAAAAGGCCAAGAAGGCGAUUCGCGAAAACGUUCUCAACGCCAUCGCUCCGGAGAGGAAGCCUGGGGAUGGCUCGCCGACCAAAAUAGACAACGCGGCCCGCGCCAUGCUCGACUCGGUCGGGGCGCUGACGUCCCAAAUGGCCACAAGAGAAGAGCUGCAGGCCGUUGUCGACGACGCCAAGCCCGUGCCCAAGGCCAACCUGGCGGCGACGGAUAUCCAGGACGUCUACGACCCGGACGUGAUCAUCGGAAGCGACAUACUCAACCUCGUGCCCAUCCGCGAAUGGCAGGAAAAGGCGCGACAUAAAGAAGGGAUACAGGUUCCCUCGCGGUUCAUCGCCGCGCGCGUCAACGCCAUUGCCACCAACGACGAUGCCGUUACCCGCCUGCGCGUCCUCCGUUACAUGGGGUUCGUGAUACUCUUCUACCUCGCAGGUACGAAGCCCGGCAAGCAACAAGGGACCAGACGAGUGGUGUCGCGGGAUCAGCUGCGAGAGGUGCUGUCGCCCGCACCGGAAGCCGUCAUCGAAAACAUACGCCGCAAGUUCUCUGACGCCGGUAUGGUGCGCAAAUACCACAUCGACCUGCUCAUGACGCACUGCUGCGUGUUCGCGUGCAUCGUGGACAAUUUUGAGGUGGACACGGAGAACCUGCGGGACGACCUGAGGAUAAGCCAGACGUCCAUCAACCAGUUUUUCCACGAGAUUGGCGGCAGGGUCAAGCUGGUCGGCAGCAAGGCCCAGGGACGGCAAGCCCACAUCGCGAGACUUGCGCUGCCGCUCGACUUCCCGAAGCAGAGGCUGAUUGCUCCUCGUCGAAAAUAGAGAAGACGGCGGGUUGCAUGACUUUAUGACGGCUGUAGAUCAGGAUGGCUGGCCAGGCAGGGCGGGGGAGACGGGCGCGUUUGCGGCAUAUUAGCAUUUCUGGAGUUUUGUCCUUGUCCGCACGCUAGACCGUCGGACCUAUUGAAUCUACGCUUGGUUCCUUUUCUCGA